UAAUGUACAUUAUUUAGAUAAUGAUUUAAAUAAAAAAUUUAUUUGCAUACAUUAUUUAGUAAAAUAUACAUAAUUUCCUAUCUAUUUUCAGUCACAUUAGUUAAGACACUUUAUAACUGAUAUUUAAUACUUAAAAUCCACAGAAUAUUUCUAUUGUAAAUUAACAAAAUAUACUGAAAAUUACAACCUGAAAUUAUAGAGAAAAGGGACAACACUAACUGCAUGAUAUAUAUACUUAUCGGUAAAACGCCACGAUUGCUUGGCUUUGCUCUGUAUACAGAGAACCUUAAGGGCCAGGGGAAAGAUUUACUUUUCGAAAAUUCAUUUUAUAUAUAGCAACAAUAAUUGCUAGGGAUCCAAGAUUAUUAUCACUAUAUUAGGCUACGACCAAGAUUAAUUAACAUGUUUCUAUGGCACGCUCGCGUUCAAAAGCUUUGAUUUGGUCACUGUUUUUGAAAAAGUUUCCCUCAAGUCCCUCAAGUUUUUGAAAAAAGUAGUUUUCUUUUGUUCCAUGAAUACUCAAAAUGCAAUUCAUGCCAUCAAUUUUGCAAUUCUAAGCCAAUUUGUGAUCUCUUUAUGACCAAAUAUCUCCACUGCGCAAGAGGGCACAUUGUCAAAAAAAAUGUAAGUAAAAUCUAAAGAUAUGAUUAACAAAUUAAACAUAAUUUGAAAAAUGUGCCCUCUUGCGCAUUGCUGAAUUUUAUUGUCAAAGUUGACGUGAUUUCUAAGCAACUUCCCCCGGGCCCUUAAAAUUUAAGUCAAUCACUUGUCACUUGUGGUACAAUACCAAAUUGAAAUAGAUGACUAUUUUAAUUUUAAUAAAAAAAACCCCUAUAGUUACUUGGUUACUCAGAUUAUCCCCUCCGAGUUAUAACUGGGAAAAACAUGUAAUAAUUUUCAAAGCCCCCGACAGCACCUUCGAUUUCUUACUUCUACAUAUAUGAUUUUAUUAGAAAGUCCCAAUAGGCGCAAGAAAUGGAGAACAAACGGUUAUCUGCUGUUGAAGUGAAUUUACGAGAAUUUAGAUCCACGUGUAAAUUUGCUCCCCCAAAGGACGAUGUGUCCACCAGCGUAUUGUUGCGCAAAGGCCCACUUUCUGUCAACUCCGUUUCGAAUAUCACGACAUUGGAAUACCUCGAAAAUUUUAGGAAACGAACCGGAUAUCAGCCGAAAGAUCAAACUCCUGAGGUCCGAGAAAUACAAUCUAAUGCACAAAAGGAAGUUACCUGCGAUGAAGGAGAAAAUGAGGUCGUAGAAUUGCCAAAGGACGAUGAUGAAAUUUGUAAGGAAUUAGAAGAAAAUGUUUUCGUCAACCACCGCUUAACAGCAGAGCAACUUCUGGUCCUGGAUGAAUUUUGGAGUUUGAAAACCGUUGACAUUUCGGACAAUGAACUUAAGAACGUUCGUAAUUUGGGGGCUAUGCCCUACCUUCAAACUAUAAAUGCAUCGAAAAAUCAACUCGAGACUUUCUUGGAGAUAACACCACCCCUCCCUGCAUCGCUUAAGGAAGUGGAUUUCUCAUAUAAUAAAAUAGCCAUCAUUGUAGAGCUGAUUGAAUAUUGGUCACUUACCCAUAUCAAUUUAAGCCAUAAUGAACUUACUAAGGUGGAAGGAUUUUCUGGAUUAAAUUAUUUGCAAGUACUGGAUUUAUCCCAUAACAAAAUUGAGACAAUCAUAGAAAUCGACUGUCCUAGUCUCAUUUCAUUACAUUUGAAUUCCAACAAAUUGGGGUCAAUCACCGAAUACAUUGGCUGCCAAAACUUGCGCUACUUAAAUCUGCACAAGAAUAAACUGUCCACAGUUACAGGACUAAAACAUUUAACAGAAUUAACGGAACUUAAUAUCAGUGAGAACGAGAUUGACGACAUUGCAGAAUUGGAAUGUUUGCAACCUUUGCUAAACUUGACUCGCGUGAAGAUUCAUCCAAACCCAAUUUCAUCCAUGGAGAACUGGCGACUUGUUUUGGUUCAUGGCCUAUGUCAAAUUUUGUGGCUAGACGAAACCUUCGUAGAACCAUCAGAGCUGAGAGCAGCUGCCAACUUAUUUAGUCCAUCCUACAAGAAACUUGCCUAUCUGGACUACUCUGAAAUCCUAGUCCACCAAGCAUGUCAAUCAGCUAAUACAAUUUUUGACGGUUACUGCAGGAACCGUCCAUCUCCGCCGAUUUUGCUAAUAGUUGGUCCUCCGAGAAGCGGAGUUCACUCAACGGCAACAACAAUAGAAGGCAGCCAUCCGAAACUGGACAUUCCAGUUUCAUAUGAAAGUUUUCAAGAAAUGAAGAACAACGGAGAAUUUCUAGCAACUUGCCAAAUCUUGGGCCGAAUUUGUGGUUUUGCAACAUCCCAGAUUGCACGGGCUGCUGAGAAAAUGGCACUAUUGGUCGCAGUCGUACCACUAAAUACAGCCAUUGCCCUUCGAGAAUGGAAUUUGAAUCCGAAAUUAGUUCUGGCACUGCCAAGUACGCCACCAGAGUUCCCGUUGGACGAGGAAAGGAUUGAGAGCAUACGACGAAGCAUAGGAAGCGACCCUGGAGAAGGAUUAUUGAAGAGAAAGUCGAGCGAAGGAAAUAAGUCGGAAACCGGGGCAAGUACAGACGAGGAGAAAGAUCACCAUCUCGUCAACUUUGCAGAAAUGCUUUCCGUUGUCCCAUCUGCGGCAGAAGAAAAGGAUCCUGAAAAAAUUUUAUAUGAGGAGGAAGAAGAUGAACACGAUCUUGAGGUGUCCUCAUCGGAGCCUAUUCAACAUUCCAUCCUCAAGUCUCCGAGGUUUGAAGUCAACGCAACUUCCAGCAAUGACAAUGCUGCUGACCUCGAUGACUUUAUGGUUGAUGAUGAUCAGCUACAGCAAGACGAAGAAGAUAUUGAGGAACUGGAGGCGUAUGAGAGGUCGUUGGAAUUGUUUGAAGCUCGGACGAGUAAGGACGCUUCUCGAGUUCGAAUAUCAAAUCGACUAAGUGAGCACCUUGAACAAGACACCAUUCUAGACAUGGAGAAGAAGAAACGGGGUCGGUUAAAGUCUCUUGCGCCAGGAAUGGAGCGAUACAGCGUGUACGAUCAGGACGCCAUCGCGAACGCAGAUGACGACGACGACGAUGAUUUAUAUGACGAUGCCACCGAAGCCGAAUUUCCAGACGAGUGGGCAGAUAACGAAGAAAUGGAACUUUUAAAUUCCAAGGUUGCAGACAUAAAUAUAAUGGGCAGCAGCAACAGCGGGGCUGAGCAAGACACAAACCUAGUUCAUAAAACGACCCCACACUCGGCUAACGCUGAAAAUGUGGAGACAAACCAUCUCCACCCCCGGUCUUCUGAUAGUGGUAGUUUAACUGAGGGAAGUGUCCCAGCGGCUUUAAUCUACGGGAGCAAAAGAAUUAAUCGACUUGCCAGUCUUUUGAUACUACAACCAGAUCAAAGCGCAAUUCCUUCUUUGAAAAUCCCAGACAUUUUAAUGAACCUGUCAUCCCCGGAGAAUUUGGACCCCAAAUGGCUUCAACCAACGUUUAAGCAUCCUACAGACCAGGAAUUUCUUGACGACGGAAGUCAACUUUUCGAUGACUUUUUCGAAGAGGAGGAUGAAGAUGAGGAGGAGUCAGAAGACCAAGAAGAGCAUGAUUUUCAAGCUGUCCCAAUAGUGCCUGACCAAUCUGUCCAAGAAACCAAUAAGCCACCGCAAGUCCCACCCAAGAUGGAAAAUUUAACUGGAGGUUUAUGCACUCCAUUUCAGUGGCCGGGACUUGAUCCCGAUUCGGGAUUGGAAAGCCCUGAAGGGAGGUUAGACUCAGGAGUCGAGGCUGGGAAUCAAGAAGAGCAUGGAAAUGAAAAUGGUUUGUUGAAAAGUAUGCCGACGACUCAGCAGGUUCAUAAUGCUAAUGUAGUUUCUAUCCCAACUGAUGAAACCGGGGUCCCUGGGGUAAUAUCUGUAUCUAAUACUCAAGCACCGGAAGAACUGCUCCCCUCAAACCCACUUUCCUCCAGAAAAUCUACCUCCGCUAAUAACCUAGAUCAAGAGCCAAAGUCUGGAAAAAAACAGAAGAAGAAAGGAUUGCGAUUUCAUGAUUCAACUGAAAAUGUGAACACAAGUUCGCCUGAAGAAUUCGAAUCAGCAGAAGAGAACAAGGCAGCUGGUAGCGAUAAUGGGCUUGUAGAUGAUCCAUUUUCCACAAAUGUAGAAAGUACGGACGGUGAAAGGCAGCAUCAGCCAGGGCAGCAGCAUAGAAACUCAACAGAUGAGAAAAUUAAGGAACCUGUACACUUGGCACUCUCAGAGAGUGAGCAUUCAGAACAACACACUGAACAGCAGCAGCAGCAUCACCAUCACCUAACUCACAAAGAAGCCAUGACUUUCUCCAUUCUCCAAACGAAAGAGAGAUAUUCAAAGUUUCAUAGUGAAAAUCCCGGAUUUUUUCAUACCGUCAUCGACACUGCCGACUUGUGUGAAAGUUACCAAGUCCUAGAAAAUGUAGUAAUGGAUGCCCUAAUUAAGUUCAGGCAAGAGUCAAUAGUCUACGCAAGCAGAUCGCCAGUUGUAAAAUCCCAUGCUGGAGCAAAUAAAGUGGACGCCAAAUAUUUUCUGGUUGACCGACUGCAGAAAAUGAAAGACUCUUCUGUGCUGUGGACUCGUGGUUGCGAGAUCAAAAAUCGACCCUCAGAACAAGAGGUUCAAACUUUUCAACAAUUAUACUCGAGCCAGAUGGAACAAUCCGAAGUGCUGUUUACCAGGCCCACAUGUUCGCGAAAUUUGUUGGACCCCACUAUUCACAGGCCUCCAAUCACUUUUAAAAUGAGAAAACUAGUCGAGUUGCAAGAGAAGAGGGUCAAAUGCUCAAUGCUUCAGAAAACCUCCAAUGAUUGUCAAGAUAGAUAUCCAGAUGGAGAAUUAAAAUGAAUGCUUAGAAGCACAAAUAAAAGACUUUUAUUAUGAUCGAAAUACGAAUGUAUUGGUGAAACUCUGAUAAAGGGAAUGUAUGACAGUGAAAAUUGCAAUGAUGAAUUUUGUCGAAUAACACAUUUUGGAUCAGAUGUAUUUACUCUGCUUUUGUUACAUUAAUAUAUAUACUACAGAAUUUGUCUGCAUACAAAUAAAUUCUGAGUUAUGGAGGUUGCU
Folsomia candida is the source of this 5100-nucleotide messenger RNA. RefSeq lists its product as uncharacterized. The record is from RefSeq and is a predicted model, not a curated record. NCBI's taxonomy places the organism in Eukaryota, Metazoa, Arthropoda, Collembola, Entomobryomorpha, Isotomidae. Gene Ontology annotation, cellular component: cytoplasm. The coding region runs from base 976 to 4881 and encodes 1301 amino acids. The transcript is spliced from 17 exons. Gene Ontology annotation, molecular function: protein binding.